This is a messenger RNA of Eruca vesicaria subsp. sativa (arugula), 628 nucleotides long. NCBI's taxonomy places the organism in Eukaryota, Viridiplantae, Streptophyta, Magnoliopsida, Brassicales, Brassicaceae. The record is from the annotation of a GenBank genome assembly.
ACUUGAUCCUUGCAAACCAUCCUCAGUGACUUAAAGAAAACCAGUGAAAUUAAACAUGAAGAUAACUGUCUUCAUAUUCUUUUUUGCCUCACUUCUUCUAAUCACUUCAUCUCUUACUUCGGCUACUAUCUCAGGUGGUGGUGGUGCGGUAGCUCCAGCUCCGGAGAUAAAAGAUGGAGCAGAGUUAGAGAAAUGGUGUGGAGGGAAGUGUGAAAAGAGAUGCGAAGAAGCGGGGAUGAAGGAUAGAUGUUUAAAGUAUUGUGGGAUAUGCUGCAAAGAGUGUAAGUGUGUUCCUUCAGGAACUUCCGGGAACAAGCAAGAGUGUGCUUGCUAUCGUGACAAGCUCAGCAGCAAAAAGACCCCCAAGUGUCCUUGAUUAUACAUCUCGAUCUCCAUCCAAAUUUCUAAAUAAAUAAAAAAGACAGAUCCUAUUAACAAAAUAUAAUUGGAUCUUUUGCUUAUGAGUUUUUUUUUCAUUUAGUUGUCCUUUGUAAUUCCCGGUGUUAAUUUGGUGUUUGGUCAUUAUAAUGUGGGCUAUCUAUUAGUACGUACUCCACAUAAGAUGCUGUUUCGUAUUUCACCAAUUAAAAAAAUUGAAGCAAGUCAAAGUAGUUAAAAACAAAUUUGU